UCCUCCUGGUCUCUCACGGGGAAGCUGCGCCGCCAUUGGCUGGCGGAGGGCGGGUGAAGAGGCUGGCCAUUGGCCGCGCCGCUGCUUCCUCCCCUGCCGGGGCUGCUCGCCGCCGAACGGGCCGCUCUUAAGGGAGCGGAGGGGGCGCUCGCUUCGCGUGCGCGCAGGGACCGAAUGGCCUGGGCCGAGGAAGGAGGGCAGGGCGCCUCCGCGCAGGGCAGCGGAGCCGAAUUGGGACGGCCUGUGAAGCUGCUGCAAGCCCGGGAAGCUGUUGCGCGGCCCUGCGGCUCCAGGCAAUGAAUCUAUAGCUGCUGUGCCUUGUGAAAUCUGGGUGCACCUCCAGCCCAGAUCAUCUUGCAGCAUCUUUACAGCUAACCACCUUCGUCCUUAUGAGAAUAUUGGACUCCUUUCCUCACAAGCCCACAAUGGCAGUGGAUGUAGCCAUGCAGGUCUACCUUCGCACACCCUACUUGCGAAGGGAGAGUUUUGCCUGCAAAAUUGCUCCGAAGCCGAAGACGCCUUUGCGGCCUUGCAUCCAUUUGAACAGCAACACCGAGCUAAACGAACUGGGGGAGGAAGUCAAAGCGCUGCAGAGUAACCGGGUGAAAAAGAGGGUUUCCUUUGCGGACAGCAGGGGCUUGUCUCUCACGGUCGUCAAAGUGUUCUCCCAGUUUGACGAGCCGUUGGAGAUCCCAUUUAAUAUCACGGAACUAAUAGACAACAUUGUGGGCCUGACGACCGUGGACAGAGACGACUUUGUCUUGGAUUUCGUACAGCCUUCUGCAGAUUAUUUGGACUUCCGGAAUCGCCUCCAAGCCGACUACGUCUGCCUUGAAAACUGCAUGCUGAAAGAUAAAGCCAUCAUCGGCACCGUGAAAGUCAGGAAUCUUGCAUUUGAGAAGGCUGUGAAGAUCCGGGUGACAUUUGACACCUGGAAAACCUUCACAGACUACCCAUGCCAGUAUGUUAAGGACACGUACGCAGGUUCAGAUAAGGACACGUUCUCCUUUGAGGUCAGCUUGCCAGAAAGAAUUCAACCCCAUGAAAGAAUAGAGUUUGCUGUGUGUUAUGAGUGUGAUGGCAAGGUAUACUGGGACAGCAACAAAGGCCUCAACUACAGGAUCAUCCGGUCUGAACUCAAAUCUGCCCGGGAGAUUUCUCAGCCGCAGGGCGGACCUGGCUUUGGGAUUGCCUUUGACCAGUUUGGAAGCCCCCGGUGUUCCUACGGCCUGUUUCCUGAAUGGCCCAGCUACUCAGGGUAUGAGAAGCGCGGGCCUUAUUACUGAAUGAAAGAUCUGGACUCUGUAUUUGCAAACAUCCUGCUCAGCAAACGUCUGGGCGUUUGCUGCAAGGGCACAGUUGAGAAAGGAGGCUCGCAUGAGUUGGCAGAAACUGAAACUGAAGGACUUGCGAAACUCCUGACUGCAGAUGGUUUUUAAAAACAGGUGCUCUUUGCAUCAUCCUGGAUGUAAUGAAUUUAAACAGCUAGAAAAGGGGAGAUCUCUUUGCUGUCUUAAGAUUAACGUUGCCAAGUCUCCCAAGUCCAGUUCAGCUUUCACUGCUUCGGUCCAAGCAGUUCUGCUGACGUGUUUUGAGGUUCACCACAGUAUUGCAAGCCGUACAGAGAAAUGUUUGCCUAUGCUUCACCUGUUGAGCUAUGGAACCCUGCUGGGGUACACAUCUCCAAAAAGCUAUUCCAUGUUUGACAAAGAACUAUGGAGUCAAUAUCCAGCCUUGUGAGAAAGCUAUGCUAGCAUCUUCCCUUAUCUACUUUGUCCGAUCUGGAAGCGACCAAGGCCUUCAAAUAGAAGUGGCUGUAAUUUUAGCUUGUAUUAUGACUCUGCUCCCUUCCAUUUUAGGAAAUGCCUUCAUUUGUGGGAAGAUAGCAGGGUGCUUACUCACUGUUCUGCCUUUUUUUUGACGAGAACAGUAUGUUUUAAGUUCUUCUCAACAAUGGCUGAGGCAGGAGAGUCUUUGGGGAGGUCAUUCAUGUUAUAAUCUCGUAGCCCCUGAGCAAAAUGUGUGUGUUAGCAUAGGUUGAGGGGCUGCGAUCUUAUUAAUGUGCCUUGAACAACUACUUUGGGUUGGCUGCAAAGAGUAAAAAUAUCUAUUUUUUUAUGAACACAUAACUUUUCAUAUGACCGUUUUAUUUAAAUGUAUUUCUUUUGAGCCUGGUAUAGUUGUCUGGUUAAAUAACUGUUUUGUUUUACUACUUCCCCAUCCCCAUUAAUUUUAUAAAAUUGAGUGUUACUGACAAAAUCAAAUAAAGGUUAUCGACUUGUAUGAGGAAUAUUCGUUAUGUUCAGUGCAACAUCCCUGCCCCACUGCUCACUCACAGAAAGGACUGUACAUCAAUGAUACAGCAUGUGUUCUCUGCUAGCAGAAAAUUCCAGGUUUAAACCCUGGGUAGGACAUGGAGAGACUAUGGUUGAAACCCUGGAGGGCCACUUUGGGGCAGUGUUGACCAUACAGAGCUAGGCAGCUAAUGACCUGACCUAGUAGGAGGCAGUUUUGCAUGUUCCUGUAGGCUAGGAAAGGAGAGUGGAGGAAGGGCAGGAGGAAGCAAGGACUGUGGAGCCUUCUCUAUAAGCCAAAAAGAAAGAAAGAAAGAUUGGGUUGUUAAUUUCCACACUAGCUUCACAGUACAUAGCUACAGCAGACAGCCAUGUUUCAUGGUCCAUUGGGGACUGUUAGAUCCAAGCCCCUACGUUGUGACUUGAACACUAAAGAAAGCCAUUUAGCUUCCCUCCACCCUUUGUACUGUGCAGGCCCAGCUCACAAGAGCUUUUGACAGUUGCAAGUGAAUUCUCAACCCAAACACAUGAGACAAACGAAUCUGUGGAGUAUUGCGGCUCAGUCGUGAAGCAAACGUGAGUUAUGCCAGCUCUACUCAAGUAUGGGGUUACAGUAAGGCGGACUGAAAGUUAAUUUUGUUAUGUGAGCUAUAGCUCCAUAAUCUGCUGAUGAAAUAUUGUAAGACUCUUGGGUCAGAUUUCUAAGCGCCCGGCUACCUAACCCUACUGGUUCCUCUUGCAUUCUGUUACAUGAAACUGCUCAGAUCAUCUUGAAUUGUAAAGUACAUGCAUCCAUACAAUGCUGUGUGCUUUAGGUUGGCACACAAUAGAAGAACUUUGUCUUGGAAUGUCCACUUGUUGUUAAAUAUGGAAAAGGAUCCUAAUUAAUGUGCCACUAAUGGCCAGAACCUGAAUUCCUACUUGGAACUGUGCUUAUAAGCAUCUGCAUGUUGGAAAUGCCAGCAUUAAGUACCCAGGUGGUCUCAGAUGCUAGCACUUUUAAAACCCAAAAUCUGCUCCCCCACAAAGAGUAGAAAAUAAUCUGCUAGCGUAACUUGGUCUGAAUCUAGCUUCCUAAGAGUUGAUGCUUAUCUAGUCACCAACCCACCUCCUCCUUUACUAAUCUAGAAUGGGAGGAGCAGCUUCCGAGGCACUGGGAUGUUCUGGGGAGAAGUGAGAGUGGCUGAAUCUGCUCCAGUGUUUUCAUUUAUUCUCUUCGGUUACAGAAAAAGCAAUCCAGCUCACUGCUAUGGUUGCGAUAGCUUUAACAGAGUGAUAGAAGGAAAGGAUUUAUUUCCCAGCGAUGAAAACCGUAAUGAAUGAGCGAAAUAUAGUUAAAAUACAACCUUAGGAUUGCAACUGGUAAGAUUACAAGAGCCCGUAUUAAAUGGUUUCAUCUUUUACGGAACAGUUUCUACCAGAUACUUAAAUUCCUCAUGGGAAAAUAAUGCUAUUUUUGCACUUUACUUCUGAGUAGAUGUCAUCCAUGGAAAAACCAGCAAUAUCACUAACAGGUUUUUUCCCCCAGAACUGUCCCUAGAUGUUCAGUUUUGAGUAAAGUGGAAAAGUUGAGUUGUGAAGAUCCACCAGUCUUUGAUUGAAGGCUACUUUACCCAGAGGUCUGAGUCGCACAUUGCCCCAGUAUUUGGAUUUUAUAUGAGGCUGGGGUAUAAGAGUGAGAUUUAAUCUUACAGGCCUCUAGUCAUGGGCUAAGCUUACAGAUUAAAGACCUGCUUGUUUGAUCCACUACAUGUAAAACCUACAUACUGGGACCAUGUGUAGGAACUGGACCAAGGACUCAAGUAAAUGGGGAAGAAGUAUUGGAACUGAGGAGCUCCAGCAAGAUCACUACAUAAAUCCAUCAGACUGUUGGAAAAGUUAGGAUCCAAUUUCUUCCAUAAAGCUGAACUCCUAAGGGCUAAAAUUACUUCCUUUGGAGCUACUUCAGGACAGUACAUUCUUGUAAAUAAUAAUAUAUAUGUGUAGCUAGAUGGGUGGGGACUUUACUGACUCUGCUAAAGGUGUCUGUAAGUAACUUGCCAGGCAAGCAGCUGGAGACAAGACUGUGAAAUGGAAACUAGGAAUGGUUCUCCCAAACAACCCCUUUCAUUUCAACUCUUCCCCCGCCAUUUUGUUUUUAAAGUCAUCUUCCUGGCUUCCUGGUUCCAAUUGCCAAUAUGAAUGUAACUGAGGAAUUGUCAUCCUUGGUUUUAUGCUUCAGUGCCUUGCAUGUUUUUAAAUAUUUUGUACACAACUGAAAAAAUGCACUUUACAAUCACAAUGGAUUUGUUUUCUGUAGUACUGUCUGUAAUAUCACAAGGCUUUUGUUUUUAUCUUGAAUAAAAGAAAAUGUUACAAGGA
This is a messenger RNA of Podarcis raffonei (Aeolian wall lizard), 4655 nucleotides long. RefSeq names its product protein phosphatase 1 regulatory subunit 3B (gene PPP1R3B). The transcript has 3 exons. The coding region runs from base 390 to 1286 and encodes 298 amino acids. Lineage: Eukaryota; Metazoa; Chordata; Lepidosauria; Squamata; Lacertidae. Gene Ontology annotation, biological process: regulation of glycogen biosynthetic process. The record is from RefSeq and is a predicted model, not a curated record. Gene Ontology annotation, cellular component: protein phosphatase type 1 complex. Gene Ontology annotation, molecular function: protein phosphatase 1 binding; glycogen binding.